GUAAAUAACAAGUUGUUUAGCCACUACGUGAAUAAAUCUAAGUAAAAUUUUAUACUCUGUUAAAAUGAACAGCGGCACAAAGGAUUAUCCCUACGAAAUAAAAAAGUUGGAUCCUGAGGAGCACGCGGAAGUGUUUAAACAGUUCAAUGCAGAGACAACAUGGACACAGGAGUUAGUGUGGCAGGUGGCCAAUGAUUUCAACUACGCUAAAGCUGAAGAUAUUCCACUCGUGAAUAGAUUCUCGUUUAUAGAAUCUGCUUUGUUUUCAACGAAGAGAAAGCCCAAAAAGAGUUUGGAUGUUAUGAGAAAAACAAGGCUAUUUUGGACGCAGCGAACAACAUUUUCGAUCGAGUGUCGACAAUGCACUCGCCACGGUUCAUCAAGUCGCACCUGCCGCUGUCGCUGCUGCCGCCCGCGCUGUAGGACUCCUGCCGCGUGGUGCAUGUGGCGCGCGACCCCAGGGACGUGGCCGUCUCCUUCUACCACAACUACAACUUCUUUCGAUUCAUGGGCUAUUCCGGCAACAUUAAGCAAUUCCGGAAUUUAUGCAUUGUAGAUAGAAGUGAGUACUUUAAGGGGGCUUCACGUAUACUCGCGCGACUGCAACGAUGCAAGAGGAACACUUUACAUAAGAGAUAUACUGCAGCGUGGUUUAGACACGAAGCAGGCGCUAUCGUCUGCGCGUCUCAUGAUAUUUAAAAUCCUUGUGAAUGUGUGAAAGGAAACCCAAGUCGUCCGGCAUCAGCCAUAACUCUUGUAGUGCAAUCAUAUCACACUCAUCACACAACUGCUUGACGUAAGUUUGUGAUCUUCGUACGGAUUGGCAGUUAAAGCUAGACAACUUCACGGUUUUACUUAUACCGACGUAUCUUCUUGAUCAAUGGCGGCGCUAGGCGUCGGCGACGUCGGCCACGGCCGACGGCCUCGCGCCUGAGGGGGCCUCGCAAAAAAUUUUUACAAGUUACCUAUUUAUUUUCGUUUCUCCUGGCCUGGCUUAGAUAGCCGACCCCGAACAAUUCGGGGAAAAAGCUAAGCAGAUGAUAAUGACUUUUAUUAUUUUCUAACACGUGCGUGAUGGAAGCUAGUAGUACUUUACGGGUAUUCAGAAUCGUCUGUCUGGCAACACUAUUUUUGUAAUUAAAUUUCUAUGUUGUAAUUAUUUUUUGUCAUCAUUUGAUUAUCAACAAUAAAACUCGUUUACUCAUACGUUAUUUUAUAAUUUGGCUCACUUAAUUUAACGGUUUUUUUAUUGCGAAGUAAAAUAGGCCUCGCGAACUUGAUGUCGCCGACGUCCACAUGUGGUCUAGCGCCGCCACUGUUCUUGAUGUUUCGAUAACAAAAAAUAGAAAAAUUCUAAGUUACUUGUAGUUUAAUAUAUAGGUAGGUAUUUAGUUUGGAUGUGAAUUCUAAGCAAUCAGGCAGAUGUAACGAGUCCGUUUUCAGAUUUGCCUUGUUUGUAUAUUCUGAAUACUAUAGAUGUUGGCCAGUAAUCUUCCUUUAAUAUAAUGUUGAGGUCUUUCUUAGACAUCAUGAUUUUAAAGGAUUUAAAGUCGUCUUUUUUAGAUUAAGUGUUUCAAUCCCGUAGAUGUUUUGCCUAUUCUGUUUUAAAUACUCUUCAAUAUAAGUUUCUGUGCAGUCGCUCGCAAAUUUUGAUUUGUAUACGGGUAUUAUUUGUUCCGCUACUUUUAAUAAUGUUGAGGUGUUAGUGCCCCGUUUGUUCUUAGAUCGGUAUCUUGUCUUAUCGUUUGAUUCUGUAUAGUUUUCAAUGCAUUGCCGCU
Messenger RNA from Chilo suppressalis (striped riceborer), 1778 nucleotides. The record is from the annotation of a GenBank genome assembly. NCBI's taxonomy places the organism in Eukaryota, Metazoa, Arthropoda, Insecta, Lepidoptera, Crambidae.